Nothobranchius furzeri (turquoise killifish) is the source of this 1490-nucleotide messenger RNA. Lineage: Eukaryota; Metazoa; Chordata; Actinopteri; Cyprinodontiformes; Nothobranchiidae. The record is from RefSeq and is a predicted model, not a curated record.
AUGGAUAUGGACGGCUUGGACAUCGACCUAGUUAUGUUUAUGGUGCUUUGGCUGAAGGGUAAAGCCCUGCAAUGGGCCGCCCGCUAUUUUGAGCAGUAUCCAAUAGGGGAAGUUAGUUUUUGGAUUUUUGCUAAGGAUCUACAAGAUGCCUUCUGCUGCAACCCACAGCCACCCACUUCACUCACCGCCACACCUUCAUCUGGCCCAAGUGGACUGUCAUCUGUGAGCUGCCUUCGUCUUAUUAGGCACCCUCUCUGCAUCUCCGAGGGACCGAACCUCCAAACCUUCAUCCGGUCCGGACAGCGCUACCUCCUCAUCUCUGGUGGGCUGCCAUUCAACCUCAUCCUCUGCCUCAGCCGGCGCCAUCUCCGCACCUCUGAUGGGCUGAACCUCCACCCGUCGACAACGUCGACACAGUCACCGGCACCCGUCCAAGAGGCCCCGCCUGCAGCAGCACAGCCCAUCCAAGAAGCUCCACCUGCAGCGACACAGCCUAUCCAAGAGGCUCGGCCUGUAGCGGCCCAGCCCGUCCAAGAUGCUCCACCUGCAGCGGCUCCGCCUGCCCAAGAGGCUCCACCUGCAGUGGCUCAGCCUGUCCAAGGGGCUCCGCCGGUCCAAGGGCCUCCACCCCCAGCCCAGCUGGUCCGAGAGUCCCAGUCUACACCUGCGGAGACCCGGUCUAUGCCUGCAGAGUCCCGGUCUACGCCUGCAGGGUUCCGGUCUAUGCCUGCAGGGUCUACACCUGCAGGAUCCAUGACUGCAGGGUCUUCAGUGUCCUCGCCAGCCGAGUCUCCAGAGUCUUCGCCAGCCGAGUCUUCGCCAGCUGAGUCUUCGUCUUCAGAGUCUUCGUCUUCAGAGUCUUCUCUUCCGCCUCCUGCAGAGUAUUUGCUUAAGCCUCCAGAGUCCCCGUCUUCAGAGUCCCUGUCUCAUCCUCAUCCUCCAGCGUCCUUUCAUCCUCCAGAGUCCCCGUCUCAUCCUCAUCCUCCAGAGUCCCCAUCUCAUCCUCAUCCUCCAGAGUCCCUUCAUCCUCCAGAGUCCCCACUUCAUCCUCCAGAGUCUUCAAAGUCCCUUCAUCCUCCUCCAGUGUAGUCGUCCCCUCAUCCUCCUCCAGUGUCGUCGUCCCCUCGGCCUCCUGAGUCUUCGUCCCCUCAGCCUCCUGGGCCUCCUGCGUCCCGGCUCCUGGCUCCCCAUAGCCGCCCCCCCAGAGCGUCCUGGUCCCGGCUCCUGAUUCCCUGUCGCCGGCCCCACAGGGCCUUCAGGUCCUGGCUCCUGGUCACCCAUUGCCGGUCCCAGAGUGUCCGGACCCAUAGCGUCCGGACCCCGGACUCUACUGGUCCCUUCCUCCGGGGCUUACUUUUGGUUCCCUUGUCUUUUGUCUUGUGUUUGUGUCUUGUGCUUGUGUCUUGUGGGCGUCUCGUAUCCGCCCCUUGAGGGGGGAUGGGGGUGGGGGGGCACUGUCAUGUUCUGCGUCCUGCAACCCCCUCAUGUGU